Molecule: messenger RNA, 1881 nt
Organism: Anthostomella pinea
Lineage: Eukaryota; Fungi; Ascomycota; Sordariomycetes; Xylariales; Xylariaceae
Source: the annotation of a GenBank genome assembly
AUGAAAACGCCGACUCGCUACCUCCCACAAACACUUCUCUUCUCCACAUCCUCCAGGCUGUACUCGAACUGCUUCCAUAGCCGUACUGUUGCCCGUCGAGUCUCACUAUACCCUAGCGAUCCUCUGCGCGCCCAGUCGAACCCUGCUCGAAUCUUGUGUCGUCCUUGUCCGGCCUCUAUACGACCCGGCGGCCCGAUCCCACAACUUCAUAGCGGCGAGCAUUGUAGUCGUCGGCUCUACGUGCCACCAGCAGUCUUCCGAACUGGGAAAUUGAAUCGCAUAACUCCUGCGCUUUCAGGACAGAGUGCUAAGAGUCGGAAGCAACUCCAGAGUCAGAUCUCUUCUGCGCUUUAUAUCGUCCCUCUCGUUGUUGUUGGCGCAUUGCUAGCCUUCGAGGUUAUACCUGGCAACUCAAGUCAUCCAUUGACACCCGAAGACGAAGCUCGCGACUCUUAUAUCGCAGAAGCCGAAGAAGACAUGGAGGCACUUCCGGGCAGACCGGGGAACCUAACCCCUGACGAGGAGGACAAGUUGCGCAAGUUCUGGGAGAUGUUCCUGCACGUUUGCGGCGUCUUCGACGAGGACGGCGCUGGCGAAGCGGAUACGCCAACUACACUUGAGGCCCAGGGGAAGACGGCCACCGGCGGAUCCGAGAAGCCUAAGAAGAAGCGCAUGGGUCUGUUCAAAAAGAAGAAGGACAAGGGCAAAGAAAGCAAAACCGAGAAAAUGGACAGCAUUAAGGAAAGUGAUGCCGAAGACAAGUGGGGUGAAAACAAGGCCUACCACGAAACCCUGGCCAAGCAUACACCAGAGGAAAUCCGCGCUACUAUCUGGGCCAUGGUGAAGCACGAUAACCCCGAUGCUCUCCUACUGCGCUUUCUGAGAGCAAGGAAGUGGGAUUUGCAGAGGGCCCUGGUCAUGUUGAUAUCUACCAUGAACUGGAGGUGUUCGGAAAUGCGUGUUGAUGACGAUAUCAUGGCGAACGGCGAGGAACACGCUGUCUUGAACGAGAAGAGUGGUGACGAGAAGACAAAGAAGCUGUCAGAGGACUUCCUGGCCCAGAUGCGUAUCGGGAAAAGCUACUGCUACGGCAUUGACAAGUCGGGCAGGCCGAUCUGCGUUGUCCGAGCUCGGCUGCACAAGUCAGGCGAACAGUCGGAGGAGGCCCUCGAGCGCUUCACCGUUUACCUGAUCGAAACAACACGUCUUCUGUUGAACCCCCCAGUUGAUACAGGUUGUGUCCUAUUCGAUUUGACCGGAUUCUCGCUAGCGAACAUGGACUACACACCUGUGAAGUUUAUGAUAAAAUGCUUCGAGGCCAACUAUCCAGAGAGUCUGGGAGUGGUACUAGUCCACAAGGCUCCGUGGGUCUUCCAAGGCAUUUGGAAGGUCGUUCGUGGGUGGCUUGAUCCUGUCGUGGCAAGCAAAGUGCACUUCACAAACAACCUCCAAGAUCUUGAACAGUUCAUCGAUGCUGCAAAGGUACCCGACGACAUGGAUGGGAAAUCGGGUUUCACGUACCAAUAUGUGGAGCCAGUGCCUGGAGAGAACAGCAAGAUGCAGGACACAGAGACCAAAGACAAGCUUCUGCAGGAGCGCGAGGCACUCUACGAGGAGUAUGAAAGCAAGACGAUAGAGUGGAUCGGCGAAACAGACUCGACCAAAAGAGCAAGCAUCAACGCGGAACGAAACGCCGUCGCCAAGAACCUGAAGGAACAUUACUGGCGCAUGGACCCCUACGUACGGUCAAGGUCGCUCUAUGACAGGAUAGGAGUCAUCAAAGCUGAUGGCAAGCUUGAUUACUAUCCUUCGUCGCUACCUACGGCACCAAGUAACGAUGCCCCAACGGCGGUCGACACGGCAGCGGACGACGUAGACUAG